AUGGCAGCUGAGUCAUUGCCUUUCUCCUUCGGGACGGUGUCCAGCUGGGAGCUGGAAGCCUGGUAUGAGGAUCUGCAGGAGGUUCUGUCUUCAGAUGAAAACGGGGGUGCUUAUAUCUCACCCCCUAGAAACGAAGAGGAAGAAUCAAAAACCUUCACCACUCUUAACCCUGCGUCUCUGGCUUGGCUGGCUGGGGAGCCAGGACCAGCAGAAGUCACAAGCAUCUCCCAGAGUCCUCACUCUCCAGACUCCAGUCAGAGCUCCCUGGCUCAGGAAGAAGAGGAGGAAGACCAAGGAAAAACUAGGAAACGGAAACAGAGUGGCCAGUGGCCAGCCCGGGCUGGAAAGCAACGCAUGAAGGAAAAAGAACAAGAGAAUGAAAGGAAAGUGGCACAGCUAACUGAAGAAAAUGAACGGCUCAAGCAGGAAAUAGAGCGCCUGACUCAGGAAGUAGAAGCCACACGCCGUGCUCUAAUUGACCGAAUGGUUAAUCUACACCAAGCCUGAACAAUUGGAACCAUCACUCCCCAACUGGGGCCACUACCUACCUUACCCUGAAGUGGCUACUGACCACUUUCACAUCAGUGUCAAUGAUGUGACCUUCAACACAUGUCCAGUUGGGGGAAGGAUUGGGGGAGACAAAAGCAAAGGGUCUCAGCUUGUAUAUAGAGAUAAUACAUUUAUUUAUUAACUGUCCAUAUCCAUUAAAGACUUUCUAUGA
This is a messenger RNA of Marmota monax (woodchuck), 721 nucleotides long. It is a transcript of the gene Ddit3, whose product is annotated as DNA damage inducible transcript 3. The record is from RefSeq and is a predicted model, not a curated record. Gene Ontology annotation, molecular function: RNA polymerase II cis-regulatory region sequence-specific DNA binding; DNA-binding transcription activator activity, RNA polymerase II-specific; transcription factor binding. The coding region runs from base 1 to 507 and encodes 168 amino acids. Gene Ontology annotation, biological process: ER overload response; positive regulation of intrinsic apoptotic signaling pathway; negative regulation of transcription by RNA polymerase II. Gene Ontology annotation, cellular component: CHOP-ATF4 complex; CHOP-ATF3 complex; CHOP-C/EBP complex. NCBI's taxonomy places the organism in Eukaryota, Metazoa, Chordata, Mammalia, Rodentia, Sciuridae. The transcript has 2 exons.